Messenger RNA from Myotis myotis, 7669 nucleotides. It is a transcript of the gene UBR2, whose product is annotated as ubiquitin protein ligase E3 component n-recognin 2. Gene Ontology annotation, cellular component: ubiquitin ligase complex; cytoplasm. Gene Ontology annotation, biological process: ubiquitin-dependent protein catabolic process via the N-end rule pathway. The transcript is spliced from 48 exons. Gene Ontology annotation, molecular function: zinc ion binding; ubiquitin protein ligase activity. NCBI's taxonomy places the organism in Eukaryota, Metazoa, Chordata, Mammalia, Chiroptera, Vespertilionidae. The record is from RefSeq and is a predicted model, not a curated record. Bases 303 to 5666 code for a protein of 1787 amino acids.
GGUACGCGGUGGAAGCGAGCGACCGUGCCAGGCCGGGGGUGUUCCGUGUCCUUCCCCAGCGCAGGGACGAGGCAGUGACUGGACUCGGGCGCCGAGCCCGGCAGGGAGCUACCGGAGGUCGCGAUCCCUCCUGUCCCGCUCCCUUCACGCUACUCUCCGUCUCCUACGCCCGCCGCCGCCUGGACGGCUCGGGACCGACUGCCCGGGGCAGGGGUGGCGAGCUUGGCCCCCGGGCUGUAGCGAGGCCGCGGCCCUUGGGGCGGCGGCAGCGGCGUUAGCGCUGGGGAAGAGGACGAGGGAAGAUGGCGUCGGAGCUGGAGCCGGAGGUGCCGGCCAUCGACCAGAGUUUGCUGGAAUGUUCGGCUGAGGAGACCGCGGGGAAAUGGCUGCAGUCUACUGACCUCACUAGAGAAGUAUACCAGCAUUUAGCCCACUAUGUACCCAAAAUCUACUGCAGGGGUCCCAACCCUUUUCCACAGAGAGAAGACAUGCUGGCACAGCUUGUCUUAUUGGGACCAAUGGAAUGGUACAUUUGUGGUGAAGAUCCUGCAUUUGGAUUUCCAAAACUUGAACAAGCAAACAAACCUUCUCAUCUUUGUGGUCGUGUUUUUAAAGUAGGAGAGCCUACUUACUCUUGCAGAGACUGUGCAGUUGAUCCAACUUGUGUUUUAUGCAUGGAGUGCUUUUUGGGAAGUAUUCACAGAGACCAUCGAUACAGGAUGACAACGUCAGGAGGUGGAGGUUUCUGUGACUGUGGUGAUAUUGAAGCUUGGAAAGAGGGUCCUUACUGUGAAAAACACAAACUUAACACCUCUGAAAUUGAGGAGGAAGAGAAAAGGUUUUCUGACACCAGGUAUACACGAGUAGAAGCGUUUAUUAUACCUGAUUCCCACUCACUAAAUGCCAUCUCCUGUGCUUGGGUGUGGAGGGAUCCUCUCAUUCAUUUACCAGAAGAUGUGAUAACAAGAACUUACAACAUUUUUGCUAUUAUGUUUCAUUAUGCAGUAGAGAUAUUAACCUGGGAAAAAGAAAGUGAAUUACCAGCAGAUUUAGAGAUGGUAGAGAAGACUGACACCUACUAUUGCAUGCUGUUUAAUGAUGAGGUUCAUACCUACGAACAAGUUAUUUAUACUCUUCAGAAAGCUGUUAACUGUACACAAAAAGAAGCCAUUGGCUUUGCAACUACAGUAGAUCGAGAUGGGCGUAGGUCUGUUCGAUAUGGAGACUUCGCGUAUUGUGAACAAGCAAAAUCAGUAAUUGUGAGGAAUACCAGUAGACAGACAAAGCCACUUAAAGUUCAAGUUAUGCAUUCGUCUAUUGUUGCGCAUCAGAAUUUUGGUUUGAAACUUUUGUCUUGGCUGGGAAGCAUUAUUGGAUAUUCAGAUGGCCUUCGCCGAAUUUUAUGUCAAGUUGGUUUACAAGAAGGGCCAGAUGGUGAAAAUUCCUCUCUCGUGGAUAGAUUGAUGCUCAAUGAUUCCAAAUUGUGGAAAGGUGCUAGGAGCAUGUAUCAUCAGUUGUUCAUGAGCAGUCUACUUAUGGAUUUGAAAUACAAGAAACUGUUUGCUGUUCGAUUUGCAAAGAACUAUGAGCGUUUGCAGAGUGAUUAUGUGACAGAUGACCACGACAGAGAGUUUUCAGUCGCAGACCUCUCGGUUCAGAUAUUCACAGUUCCUUCACUUGCUCGGAUGCUUAUCACAGAAGAAAACCUACUGACCAUUAUCAUUAAGACUUUUAUGGAUCAUUUGAGACAUCGAGAUGCCCAGGGUAGAUUUCAGUUUGAACGAUAUACUGCUUUACAAGCCUUCAAAUUUAGAAGAGUUCAGAGCCUUAUUUUAGACCUCAAGUAUGUGUUGAUUAGCAAACCAACUGAAUGGUCAGAUGAUCUCAGGCAGAAGUUCCUAGAAGGAUUUGAUGCCUUUUUGGAAUUACUCAAAUGUAUGCAGGGAAUGGAUCCAGUUACACGUCAAGUAGGACAGCAUAUUGAAAUGGAACCAGAAUGGGAAGCAGCCUUCACAUUGCAAAUGAAAUUAACACAUGUUAUUUCAAUGAUGCAGGACUGGUGUGCUUUAGAUGAAAAAGUGUUAAUUGAAGCUUACAAGAAAUGCCUUGCUGUAUUGAUGCAGUGUCAUGGUGGUUUUACUGAUGGUGAACAGCCAGUCACAUUAAGCAUUUGUGGACAUUCAGUGGAAACUAUCAGAUACUGUGUUUCUCAAGAAAAAGUUAGCAUUCACCUCCCCAUUUCUCGCUUACUUGCAGGUUUGCACGUGUUAUUAAGCAAAAGUGAAGUGGCAUAUAAAUUUCCAGAGCUCCUACCUCUAAGUGAACUUAGCCCACCCAUGUUGAUAGAACACCCUCUUAGAUGUCUUGUUUUAUGUGCCCAAGUACAUGCAGGAAUGUGGAGAAGAAAUGGGUUCUCUCUGGUAAACCAGAUUUAUUACUACCAUAAUGUGAAAUGCAGACGUGAAAUGUUUGACAAGGAUAUAAUAAUGCUUCAGACAGGUGUCUCCAUGAUGGAUCCAAAUCAUUUCCUGAUGAUAAUGCUCAGUCGCUUUGAACUUUAUCAGAUUUUCAGUACUCCAGACUAUGGAAAAAGACUUAGUUCUGAAAUUACCCAUAAGGAUGUAGUCCAGCAAAACAAUACUCUAAUAGAAGAAAUGCUGUACCUCAUUAUAAUGCUGGUUGGAGAGAGAUUUAGUCCUGGAGUUGGACAGGUAAACGCUACAGAUGAAAUUAAGCGAGAGAUUAUCCAUCAGUUGUGCAUCAAACCUAUGGCUCAUAGUGAAUUGGUAAAGUCUUUACCUGAAGAUGAGAACAAGGAGACUGGCAUGGAGAGUGUCAUUGAAGCAGUUGCCCAUUUCAAGAAACCUGGAUUAACAGGAAGAGGCAUGUAUGAACUGAAACCAGAAUGUGCCAAAGAGUUCAACUUAUAUUUCUAUCACUUUUCAAGGGCAGAGCAGUCCAAGGCAGAGGAAGCUCAACGGAAAUUAAAAAGACAAAAUAGGGAAGAUACAGCACUUCCACCUCCAGUUUUGCCUCCAUUCUGCCCUCUGUUUGCAAGCCUGGUUAACAUUUUGCAGUCAGAUGUCAUGUUGUACAUCAUAAGAACAAUACUGCACUGGGCUGUAGAACAUAAUGGAUAUGCCUGGUCUGAGUCCAUGUUGCAAAGGGUGUUACAUUUAAUUGGAAUGGCACUACAAGAAGAAAAACAGCAUUUGGAGAAUGUCAUGGAGGAGCAUGUAGUAACAUUUACCUUUGCUCAGAAGAUAUCAAAACCUGGUGAAGCACCAAACAACUCCCCCAGCAUACUAGCAAUGCUGGAAACACUGCAGAAUGCUCCUUACCUGGAAGUCCACAAAGACAUGAUUAGGUGGAUAUUAAAGACUUUUAAUGCUAUUAAGAAAAUGAGGGAGAGUUCAUCCGCCAGUUCUGUGGCAGAGGCAGAAGGAACCAUAACGGAAGAGAGUUCAAGAGACAAAGACAAGGCUGAGAGAAAGAGAAAAGCUGAGAUUGCCAGACUGCGCCGGGAAAAGGUCAUGGCCCAGAUGUCUGAGAUGCAGCGGAACUUCAUUGAUGAGAACAAAGACCUCUUCCAACAGACAGUAGCGGAGGAAGCCUCUAACUUUGCUGUUCUUGAUAAUAGCCCUAUGGUGUCAGAUACAACACUUACAGCAUUGGGCCCAGCACAAACUCAGGUCCCUAAACAAAGACAAUUUGUUACCUGUAUAUUGUGUCAAGAGGAGCAAGAGGUGAAGGUGGAAAGCAAGGCAAUGGUACUAGCAGCAUUUGUUCAAAGAUCAACUGUAUUAUCAAAAAACAGAAAUAAAGUCAUUCAGGAUCCAGAAAAAUACGAUCCAUUAUUCAUGCACCCUGAUCUGUCUUGUGGAACACACACUGGUAGCUGUGGACACGUUAUGCAUGCCCAUUGUUGGCAAAGGUAUUUUGAUUCCGUUCAAGCUAAAGAACAGCGAAGGCAACAGAGAUUACGUUUACAUACAAGCUAUGAUGUAGAAAAUGGAGAAUUCCUUUGUCCCCUUUGUGAGUGCUUGAGUAACACUGUUAUUCCACUGCUGCUUCCUCCAAGAAAUAUUUUUAACAACAGGUUAAAUUUUUCAGACCAACCAAAUCUGACUCAGUGGAUUAGAACCAUAUCUCAGCAAAUAAAAGCAUUACAGAUUCUUAGGAAAGAAGAAAGUAUUCCUAAUAUUGCCUCUUCAAAGAAUUCAGAAAAUAUGGAUGAAUUGCAGCUUCCUGAAGGGUUUAGGCCUGAUUUUCAUCCUAAGAACCCUUAUUCUGAUAGCAUAAAAGAAAUGCUAACAACAUUUGGAACCGCUACUUACAAGGUGGGACUAAAGGUUCAUCCCAAUGAAGAAGAUCCCCGUGUGCCCAUAAUGUGUUGGGGUAGUUGUGCAUACACCAUCCAAAGCAUAGAAAGAAUUUUAAGUGAUGAAGAUAAACCAUUAUUUGGUCCUUUGCCUUGCAGACUGGAUGACUGUCUUAGGUCACUAACAAGAUUCGCUGCAGCGCAUUGGACAGUGGCAUUACUUUCAGUGGUGCAAGGGCACUUUUGUAAACUUUUUGCAUCAUUGGUACCUAAUGACAAUUAUGGAGACCUUCCAUGCAUAUUAGACAUUGACAUGUUUCAUUUAUUGGUGGGCUUGGUGCUUGCUUUUCCUGCGUUGCAGUGUCAGGAUUUUUCAGGGAUCAGCCUUGGCACUGGAGACCUCCAUAUUUUCCAUCUGGUUACUAUGGCACACAUCAUCCAGAUCCUACUUACCUCAUGUACAGAAGAGAAUGGAAUGGAUCAAGAAACUCCUGCUGGUGAAGAAGAAUUAGCAGUUCUUGCUUUGUAUAAAACACUUCGCCAGUGUACAGGAAGUGCUUUGAAAGAAAUACCCUCUGGCUGGCACCUGUGGAGGAGUGUCAGAGCUGGCAUCAUGCCCUUCCUGAAAUGUUCUGCUUUGUUUUUUCAUUACUUAAAUGGAGUUCCUUCCCCACCUGAAAUUCAAGUUUCUGGAACAAGCCAUUUUGAACAUUUAUGUAACUAUCUUUCCCUGCCAAACAACCUCAUUUGCCUUUUUCAAGAAAAUAGUGAGAUAACGAAAUUACUGGUUGAAAGUUGGUGUCAGCACAUUGAAGUUAAAAGAUAUCUGGAAGGUGAAAGAGAUGCUAUUAGCUAUCCAAGAGAAUCUAACAAAUUGAUAGAUCUUCCAGAGGAUUACAGCAGCCUCAUUAAUCAAGCCUCUAAUUUCUCGUGCCCCAAAUCAGGCGGUGAUAAGAGCAGAACCCCAACUCUGUGCCUUGUGUGUGGAACUCUGCUGUGCUCCCAGAGCUACUGCUGCCAGGCUGAACUGGACGGGGAGGAUGUGGGUGCUUGCACGGCUCACACCUACUCCUGUGGUUCUGGAGUGUGCAUCUUCCUGAGAGUACGGGAAUGUCAGGUGCUAUUUUUAGCCGGCAGAACCAAAGGUUGUUUUUAUUCUCCUCCAUACCUUGAUGACUAUGGGGAGACUGACCAGCUCCUCAGACGGGGAAAUCCUUUACAUUUGUGCAAAGAGCGAUUUAAGAAGAUUCAGAAGCUCUGGCACCAGCACAGUAUCACGGAGGAAAUCGGACACGCACAGGAAGCAAAUCAGACACUGGUUGGCAUUGACUGGCAACAUUUAUAGUCACUGCGCUACCAAAAACAUAAACUCGGAUUUUUGUAACCCAGCAGCUUUUCAAGAAAAAGAAUAGGAAAUCAAUUCCACUGGAUUUGGAAAUAAAUUCUUUAGUUAGCUUUUCUUCCCAGUUUUAUUUUUAUAGUUUCUGGCUCUAGGGACUGAUGAAAAUCAUCUUCCAUCAGCAUAUUUUCUUGCACCAUUUGCUGUAUCCCUCAAACAUAACUUCUUGCAAGAAGCUUCUCUUCCUGGGCUGGACACAGCCCCUCUGUGGGAACCUGACUUCGUUUGACCGUUCCCAGUCUUCUGAGCCAGGUUACAGUACUGAUGGCAGGGCCUGUGCGCCUGAAGCUGACUCACCAGCAGGAGGAAACAAAGCCUCUGGUCUGUUGGGGUCACAUGUCCUAGUCCCGUUCAGUGACUCGGCAUGGACCGGGUUGGCGUCCCCUCUGCUGACGGGCCCACCUCUAAGAGCAAAGCAGUGGAUUUGGAAAGCAGCUUUCCCUUGUCUGCUUCGGCUGUCAGUGGACGAGGGCACUUGUGCAUGAGGAACCCCUGUGAGGAAGGGGAGGCAGUUGUUUCUUCAAAUGCUGGGUGGUUUUCAGAGCUGUGAAAGGUUGGAUUUUUUAUUUUAUUUUCUUUGGCAAGACUUCUGGCUUUGAGAGAGAAAAACUCAUUUUAAAGGGCUUUUUGAAAAGUUAUAGAGUAUCCUUAUUUUUCAGACAAUAUAUUCUUUUAUUUCUAAGACUAAAUGGAGAAGCGUAUGCCUCUAGAAUCACACACUAGCAGGGAAAAAAAAGAAGAACUGUUUUGAAGUUCCCGUCCCCCCUUCCCUACUCGCAUUUCCUGGAAAGAUGGAUUGCUGGUUACGUGCUGGCUCACUUAGUACAUUCCUGGGACAGCCUGUGUGCCCAGGGUUUUUAUUCUUUCUAAACAUUACUGUUUUUACUAAGAGGUGCCUUCCUAGAAUGAUAGCCGCUUAGUAAAAUUCAUUAUAACUAUUAUAUACCACAUGGCCACUCUGUUUGAUGUACAUGCGCCAAGAGCUUGGAUACACACAGAUUGAUGGCAGAUUUUGUGGAGGGAUAAAUUCGGAGCCUCUCUAAGAUGAGGCUAAGGGACAAAUGAAUAAUGAAAGGCUCUUGGAUUUUUUUUUUAGCCAAUGCAAGUAAUCCUUUCACUCGGUUUUUUUUUUGAACUGCAUCUAAAAGUUCCAUCACACUCAACUUCACACACACCACAGUGUACCCAGGAGGAAGGUUAGAAUCCAGGCUUCAGGCUAAAAUAAGUGGGGGUGCAGAAGCUGCAGUCACUGCUUCCUCUCCACGGUAGUCUUCUGAAAGGAUGACCUUGACCCUUCUUGCUUGGGACUGACUCAUCCAGAGGAGAGGAGGCGCUUCGCACCCAACAGGAAGAAAAUCCAGGUUAGACCCUCGUGCUCUCCCCUUUUUUCUGGCCGUUUUGCCAUUGGUAAGAUGGGAUGGUUUGGACUAUGGGUGGCAUAAUGAUAUUAAUGUUUAUUUUGGCUUUUGUCACAUCCCCAUUCCUUUAGCUUUUAAGUCCAGCUUCUUUUGGCUUUUCUCAAUAAUGUUCACCAAGAUUCAAUUUAAAAGACCAGGUCUGGUCUCUCCCUCAUAAAUGGAUUAUGGACGUUUUCACCAAAUCAUGAGCAUUUUUCAGCUUUUAGGACUGAGGGUGUCAUCCCUGGAUUUCACUCUCUGAGAAUGUCAGAGUCUGAGAGAAGAUAAAUUUAGAAAAUGAAAUAAUGUUUGCAUCACUAAGCUAAUUGUCUUCCCUAUCUAAUGAAUCAUCUUAGUAUUAUGAUUUGUUCCGCAUGUAUUAUGUUUAUUGUAGAAAUGUUUAUGUAACAUGCUUUCUAUAUCAGGGAAAAUCAUAUAUGUUUAAUAAAUUGGCUAUAACUUUAAUAUCUGUGGAAAACUUGUAAAAUUUGGAAUGUAUCAUAUGUAAAAAGCUUAAAGAUAUCCAAAUAAAUGCUUUAGGUGUUGACAUUA